Amoebophrya sp. A25 is the source of this 928-nucleotide messenger RNA. NCBI's taxonomy places the organism in Eukaryota, Dinophyceae, Syndiniales, Amoebophryaceae. The record is from the annotation of a GenBank genome assembly.
CAAAAUGCUCUCCAAAGUGUAGAUUUAAGGACACGUCUUCUGCGUAAGACUAGAAGCAGGUACAACUUCUGAAAAGUGCUUAGCAAGAGCAUGUAUCCGUCCCCGUUAUCCCUGAGGAGCAAUCGAACCUCGUAGUCGUACACGACAUGGUCUCCCAUGAUCUAUUGUCAAACGCAACAUUCUAGUGCUGGAGCUGGACUACGACUUCUCACUGGUUAUUUUCGUUUUACAAGCAAUCUGGGCUUCGAUUUGGAUCAGUAGAACUAUAUAUCGGAUCAAGAUGAAGAUUGUUCCUCAUGUAUCCACGACUACUGAAGGUCGGACAAGCUGUAGUAGGUACUACAGUCUAAUAUAAUUAAUUUAUCAAUCAAUCUGGGUUUAAUCUUGUUCACUGGAGAAGAAGUUAGAUGUACAACUACUUAUCGUCUAACUUAAGGCGCCCUCUUUGGCAGGAUGUCAUUCCUGGAUGAAUCGUCAUUGAGCAAAAUGGAGGUUGCUGAUCUUCCACAAUGCGUUCAGGACGCCCUCGCAACGGGCGCUCUGAUCGACCGGGCGGCACUCAUGGCACAACGUGACUCUCGUACACCGACGAAGAGUUAUGAUAAUGAAUCUUAAAAUAUUUUUGAACGAUACAAGAUCUACUGUAUUAACAAAGUGUGUUUGAGGAUGGUCACGACACUUGUGGUUGCAUUGAGCUUGAAUUUCAUUUUUCUUGGUCCGCGCUAGCGUUUACUACAAAUUCCAACAUCAUGAACAUUUCGCAGAACGUUGUUGUAGUUGCGGUGGAGAUCCAAGUACACGUACAAGAACACCACUCUACUACUUCUGAACAUGAUAUACUCCAUUUGCGGCUCCGGCUGUUGAUCUUCCCCUACCCUCUAAUCAUGGACCCGCUGAUGGUGUACGCAACAAAAAUUCAUUCUCAUCG